AUGAUCCUAAAUUUUCUCGUCCUAGACCUGAAUUUUGGUCGGCUUCCUGAAUAUAUUCAUUUAAGAGCGUUCAAAGAUUCGUCACAUGCUGAAUAUUUCAUUUACAGAGGUUCAAGAUUCGUCACUGCCCAAUAUGGCGAUUAUUGGAGAUUCAUGAAAAAGUUAAGUAUGACCAAACUCCUUUCUGUGCCUCAGCUUGAUAAGUUCACUGACGUAUGUGACAAAGAAAAAGUCAAACUUGUAGAAUCAGUGAUAAGAUUAGCAAAAGAAGGAAAAGUAUGCGAUUUAAGUAAAGAACUUACUGCUUUAACGAAUAACACUAUUUGCAGAAUGGCUAUGAGCACACGAUGCUCCGGCAGCAAUAACGAGGCGGAGGAGAUUGAAGAGUUGGUCAAGACUUGUUUAAAGCUUACAGGGAAAUUAAGUUUAGGUGAUGUUUUAGGUCCUUUAAAGAUUUUUGAUUUUUCAGGGACAGGAAAGAAGUUGGUUGGGGCAUUGACGAAAUAUGAUAGGCUGGUGGAGAGGAUAAUGAAGGAACAUGAAGAGAAGGCUAAGAAAGGUCUUGUAGGGGAAAAGAAGGAUUUGCUGGAUAUAUUAUUGGAGAUAUAUAAUGAUCCUGAAGCUGAAAUUAGGUUGUCUAGAAAUGACAUCAAGUCUUUCUUGCUUGACCUUUUCUUUGCAGGCACAGAUACAUCAUCAGCAGCAAUGCAAUGGGCAAUGGGGGAGCUCAUAAAUUGUCCAAGAGCAUUCAACAAACUCAGGGAAGAAAUCAACACAGUUGUGGGACCAAACAGGCUAAUAAAAGAAUCAGAUGUGCAAAAUCUCCCUUACCUUAGAGCAGUCAUUAAAGAAACCCUAAGACUUCACCCAUCAGCACCACUAAUCAUACGAGAAUGUGCAGAAGAUUGCAAAAUCAAUGGUUCAAUCAUUAAAGCCAAGACUCGAGUUCUUGUGAAUGUCUUUGCAGUAAUGAGAGACAAAGAUUCUUGGGCAAACCCAGGUGAAUUCUUGCCUGAAAGAUUCAUGGAAAGUUCAAAAGAGAAAAUUGGAGAGCAUCAAAUGGAAUUUAAAGGACAGAAUUUUAGGUAUCUUCCAUUUGGGAGUGGAAGAAGAGGGUGUCCUGGUGCUUCACUUGCUAUGUUAGUUAUGCAUGCAGCUGUUGGAGCACUGAGCACUGUUCAGUGUUUUGAACUGGGAAAGGUGAAGAUGUCAGAUUAGGUUGAUUGAAGCACUUGGGUCUUGGAUUCGUGCUGG
Jatropha curcas is the source of this 1254-nucleotide messenger RNA. The record is from RefSeq and is a predicted model, not a curated record. NCBI's taxonomy places the organism in Eukaryota, Viridiplantae, Streptophyta, Magnoliopsida, Malpighiales, Euphorbiaceae.